AUGCAGGCCAUAAAGUGCGUUGUGGUAGGUGAUGGUGCUGUCGGUAAGACGUGUCUUCUGAUCUCAUAUACCACAAAUGCAUUUCCUGGGGAGUAUAUACCAACAGUGUUUGACAACUAUUCUGCUAAUGUAAUGGUAGAUGGUCGUCCAAUCAACUUGGGCUUAUGGGAUACGGCAGGACAAGAGGAUUAUGAUCGACUACGUCCUUUAUCCUAUCCUCAAACUGAUGUGUUUCUCGUUUGUUUUUCACUCGUCAAUCCAGCUAGCUUCGAAAACGUUCGCGCAAAAUGGUAUCCCGAGGUUUCACACCAUUGCCCUACAACACCCAUUAUUCUUGUUGGAACAAAAGCUGAUUUGCGCGAUGAUAGGGAAACUAUUGAAAGGCUUCGGGAACGCAGACUGACACCGAUAAGCCAAACCCAGGGACUGGUUAUGGCGAAAGAGAUCAAAGCUGUUAAGUAUCUCGAAUGUUCUGCUCUUACUCAACGGGGUUUGAAGCAGGUUUUUGAUGAGGCUAUUCGCGCUGUCUUAUGUCCGCCUCAGAAGCCGAAAAAGAAGAAGUGUUCGAUCUUGUAA
Messenger RNA from Haemonchus placei, 576 nucleotides. Lineage: Eukaryota; Metazoa; Nematoda; Chromadorea; Rhabditida; Trichostrongylidae. The record is from the annotation of a GenBank genome assembly.